Anthonomus grandis grandis is the source of this 1717-nucleotide messenger RNA. Its product is annotated as cytochrome b5-related protein-like. Bases 149 to 1474 code for a protein of 441 amino acids. The record is from RefSeq and is a predicted model, not a curated record. Gene Ontology annotation, cellular component: mitochondrion. Gene Ontology annotation, molecular function: heme binding. NCBI's taxonomy places the organism in Eukaryota, Metazoa, Arthropoda, Insecta, Coleoptera, Curculionidae. Gene Ontology annotation, biological process: lipid metabolic process. The transcript has 7 exons.
AAUAUUUAUUAUAUUAUCUGCAAAAAAAGGCUGAUAUUGAAACGUAUUUUGUCGACAAGCAGCAAACCAAAACCUCGCACAAUUGUUGUUUAACAGUCCCAGAAAUCGGUUAGGGUUUUUAAAGAAGUUAUUGAGCGGCUGACCCAAAAUGCCGCCAUAUAUCUCAGAGCUUCCCCCGUCGAGUUUGGGAAUUGCCGCACCACCAAGACGGCAAAAAAACCCUUCAGUUGACAUGUGGCUUGAAGAUAAAGUAGCAACAGAUAAUGCCGAAGGUUUGUGGAGGCUUGACGAUGGACUUUAUGAUUUAACUGCAUUCAUUCACAAACAUCCUGGUGGUGCUGAGUGGUUAGAGUUGAGCAAAGGUCUUGAUAUAACCGAAGCUUUCGAAGUACAUCAUCUCACAGAACAGCCAAAAGAAAUUUUAAAAAAAUACUUCGUGAGGAAAGCGAAGAAGAAGCGCAAUUCUCCUUUUACUUUUAAAGAAGAUGGAUUUUAUAAGACAUUAAAGCGAGAAAUUGUCAAAGUUUUACCGACUUUGCCAAGGCAAUCAGAGAGGACGACUGAUUUUUUUAUUGAUUCGUUUUUAGUAAUUUUAUUUUUUAUGGGCACCAUCGCUUGUAAAUACUGGAAUUUCUUCUAUGGGACUUUGGCUGGAAACUUUUUGGGAUUUUUAACUAUUGCGGCUCAUAAUUAUUUCCACAAAAAAGAUAACUUCAGGAUGUACUAUUUUAAUUUCUCUUUACAGACUGUAAGAGAAUGGAGGAUAAGUCACGUACUAAGUCAUCAUCUCCACACAAAUACUAUUGAUGAUUACGAAAUUUUAUCCGCCGAACCUUUUUUAAAUUAUCUUCCUGUGGAAAAAAGUAAUUUUAGGAGAUACGGACAAUGGUUUUGGGCACCAGUUUUCUGGAGUACUGGAUUCCACAGGGCUUUCGUUGGAAGGAUUGUAGAGUACAUUCGAGGAAGAAGGAAUCACAUUAAAAAAACUGAUUUUAUAGCAUUUACUUUCCCACUAUUCAUGUAUAUCUUUGGCGGACAACCCCUUCUUUGGACGCUUUUGAUGUGGACUUAUAUCGUUGUAAUUGGAAGCACACAUCUGUUUUUUGUUGGAUUGCAUGCGGCUCAUCACCACCCUGAGAUUUUCCAUGAUGGAGAUCAGCCAAGAGAGGAAUACGAUUGGGGUAUCGGUCAACUAGACGCCAUCAUGGAGAGGAAGGAAAUUUCUGGUUCUCAUUUCUUAGUGCUCACCAAUUUUGGAGACCAUGCUUUGCACCAUAUGUUCCCUACUAUAGAUCAUGCAACCCUGGAAUUAUUAUAUCCAACUUUUAAAAGGGUUUUGGCUGAAUUCGGAACCAAUCUCAGAAUGGUAUCUCAACUUGAUACACUCGCAGGCGGUUUUCAACAACUGAUUAAAGUAACACCCAGUGCUGCUCCACCGGAUUUAAAUAAGUGGGACAUUAACAAAGUAAAAUAAAAAAAUUAAUAUGCAGAAUAAGAUUACUACUUACUGAUUUACUAAGAUGUUCCCUUUAAGACCAAAUUAUUUUGAAUUAUUAUUAAUUUUAUUUAGGACUUUUAAAAGAACUGAUUAAUAUUCAAAUUAUAUAAAUUUUAUGUAUUUAAUUGUUAUUAUUUUUAAAAGGCUGCAUGAAAAAUAAUUAAAAUUUGUGAUUGUGAUUUGAUGAAAAUAUAAAUAUAUAAUAUAUGAAUUAUUAAA